UCCGAGGUGCCGCUCUCGCAGGAGGGCCAGAGGCGGCAGCAGCAGCCGAGCUGCGGGAGGCAUCGGCCCGGGGGACGGGACACACGCCGCUGCCUGCGAUCCGGAUCCGAGCCCAUGGAGUCGCUGUGGGGGAACAGCAGCUGUGCGAACGGUUCUUUGGUUAAUGUUUCUUGCUCUUCUCGGCGGGUCGUAUGCCAGGUGAUCGGUGAUGGCAUCCUGACCACCUCUGUCCAUAAGAAUCUCACUUUGCACAGCAGCUGGGCAACACAAGUAGAAAGCAAAUAUGGAUUCUACAUUGGCUUGGCCCUUGCCAUCUUCUCCAGUUUCCUCAUCGGCAGCAGUAUCAUUCUCAAGAAGAAAGGGCUGCUGCGGCUGGUGGACAAAGGGAGCACCAGAGCAGGAGACGGAGGUCAUGGCUACCUUAAGGACUGGCUGUGGUGGGCUGGACUGCUUACCAUGGGUGGAGGGGAAGCUGCCAACUUUGCUGCCUAUGCAUUUGCACCUGCAACGAUCGUCACCCCCCUUGGCGCCCUGAGCGUGCUCAUAAGUGCCAUCCUAUCUUCCUAUCUGCUCGGAGAGCGGCUGAACCUGCUGGGAAAGCUAGGCUGCAUGCUGAGCAUUGUGGGGAGCACGGUGAUAGUGAUACACGCCCCAGAAGAAGAAGAGGUCACCACGCUGGCUGAAAUGACUUCAAAACUGAAGGAGCCCGGUUUCCUCGCUUACGCUGCCAUCCUCUUAGUAGUCUGCCUGAUUCUGAUCAUCUUCCUCGCACCCCGCUAUGGGCAGCGCAACAUUCUCAUCUACCUCACCAUCUGCUCCGUGAUUGGUGCCUUCUCAGUGUCUUCCGUCAAAGGACUGGGGAUUGCCAUCAAGGGCUUCUUUGCUGACCAGCCUGUCCUGCAGAACCCGCUGACCUGGAUCCUCAUCCUCACAUUGGUGGCUUCUGUCACCACUCAGAUCAACUAUCUCAACAAAGCUCUAGACAUUUUCAACACCUCCUUGGUAUUUCCCAUCUACUACGUGUUAUUCACCACCAUAGUCAUCACUACGUCUAUCAUCCUCUUUAAGGAGUGGGUUGCCAUGUCAGUGGUGGACAUUAUUGGGACAGUUUGUGGCUUCCUCACCAUUAUUUUGGGAGUGUUUUUACUCCAUGCCUUCAAAGACAUGGAUAUAAAUUUGGGGAACCUACCACAUGUUCUUCACAACAGCGGCCAGGCACCAGCAAUCAAGGAUGACAAGAACAUUCUGAUAGAAGUGCACAAUUCUGGCAUGGUUGCUGAUGAUAAACCCAAAGUAUUCAUGAUCUACAGCUAAAGCAGUGGAUGCUGCUCUGAGCAGGCUAAAAUGUUACCGAGCAAUUUUAAAGCAAAAGCACAGAAAGUAAAAUUAAUCAUGGGGCUGACCUAACGCUACUAGAGUCAAAUGAAAUCUUCCAGUGGGCUCUGGAGCAGGCCUGAUGUCAUAACAUGAGGAAGGGGCAGAUUUUGUGUUCACCCAGAAGACAGCAACAUGAAUAGCUGCUGAAAGUGGCAACUCCCUUGAAAUAUGACAAGCUUGGAGCAAAAUUCUACUCUGGGAUCCUUACUGACAGCUGGUCUCUCAACAUUGUCAGUUUCUAGUGCAUGAGCUGCACACAAUUUUCCUAAGCAGAACUCCAGCUGAUAUGCUUACUUCAAACUGACCUCCACUGACUGACUGAUUAGUGGGUUUUGAUUUCUUUACAGCCCCAUCCCAAGAGCUUUAGGUAUUUCUGCAAAAUUUAAAAUACAUAGCAACAGCAAAGAGAACGGGAAGACCCCCCAGUGAAUAUUCUGCCCUUGCAACCCCCUGGGCAGCUUACCCAGGCGGAUAGCAACAGCAGGUCCUGACAUCUGACAACCCCUUCCAAUCCCCGAAAGCCUGGGGGAAAAGAUGGGUUUUCAGCAUGCCAUUGGCUUGUCAGAGCAAGUUCCAUGGUAAAAGGCCCACUCCUGGAAAACGCCCUCCUCUGACCCACCAACCCCCUCUUUUUAAAAGCCAGGACACACCCUCAUCCUGGGCAAGUAAAUCUUUAGACAGGCAAGUAAGGGAUCCUUUGUUUCUGUUGUCAUCCUACCAAAGGGCAGCCAAACAGAUUUUGUACCUAAUAAAUUGUCGGGUAAUUAUGCAACAUGACUUUAUGACCUCUGAUGAUUUUAACCACAGCAGCGUAGCAUGGGGCAUUCCACAGGAAGGACCUAGUGCAGAAUGUGAGAGGGGCUUAAACCAAACAUCCUUAAAGAGGAAGUUCAGGUCAGCUCUGAACAUAGUUUCUCUCGCUUUAGUGAGAGAAACUAAAACCUCAGGUCCUAACACCCUGAAUGCUGAGAAAGAUUAGAGCUCAGUUAUGCAGCUCUCCUGAUGCAGAAUAGACCUAGCAGGGCAGGGAAGUAAGCAGUGUUUGUUCUAAGGUGGUAAAAGCGGCCACUGCACCUGAUUGCAAGAGAAGCUAAUCUAUCUGAGUGCAUGAAUGUAGAAGGGUAGACUCACAGCUGGAACGCCCCCCCACCCCCAAAUUGCUGGAUGAUGUGGUAUCAUAGAAUCUCAGGGUUGGACAAUCAUCUA
Gopherus evgoodei (Goodes thornscrub tortoise) is the source of this 2583-nucleotide messenger RNA. RefSeq names its product NIPA like domain containing 4 (gene NIPAL4). Lineage: Eukaryota; Metazoa; Chordata; Testudines; Testudinidae. Gene Ontology annotation, cellular component: membrane. Gene Ontology annotation, biological process: magnesium ion transport. The transcript is spliced from 6 exons. Gene Ontology annotation, molecular function: magnesium ion transmembrane transporter activity. The coding region runs from base 115 to 1314 and encodes 399 amino acids. The record is from RefSeq and is a predicted model, not a curated record.